AUGGAGUCACCUGCGUGGAUGUUCACAAAAGCUUUGUCACAUCGUCAGAAGGUGUGUCGUCUUUAUAAAAAAGCACUACGUGAGGUGGACAACUGGUAUGGUGGUGAUAACUUGGAGGUCCGUUACCAAAAGGUGAUUAUGCGUGCACGAUUUGAAGCUAAUAGAGAUGAGAAGGACACUCGUAAGAGUCAGUAUUUGCUCGCUGAUGGCUGCCGACAACUGUGGGAAAAGCGUCAUUUUAAACCAUUCAGAUACCCUCUCGACCCUGGAGGCAGCAGUUACGAUCGAGAGCGGGAAUCACCCGACGUGAUCCUGGAUUCCGAUCAGUGGACGUUGGCUGAACGAGAGCAGUUCCCCUACUACUUCAACAAACGCGAACAGAGGAAAAAAGAACUGCUUAGUCACUGGUCCAAAAUCGAAAAGGCAUGGGAUGACGAAAUCGCCUCAAUUCAAACAGUUCUACCGAAAGAAAAGCCCACGACGAAGGCAAUGAAAUGCGAUGGCUGCAUUAGAGCCCCAAAAACCUACAACUUGUCACUCAGUCAGGAUGAAACAUUUUGCGUUGAUCAAUCCGCUUGGGAUGACCACAUUCACUUCAAUUCAGAAUCGUUUGAGGUUGACGAACGUGUUACCGGCCAAUACAAGGACUUGCAGGGGCUGGCUGAUGUGUCAAACGAUAUUGAGCCAAAUCCUUCAAUCAUAUCGCCUUGGUCGUCGUUCCUCACAGCGAUCACGCAGGCUUCUACCUUCGUCUCAUCACCAUCACGUCAGCAAAUGGCGAGGUCUACGAUCUACCUAUGA
Molecule: messenger RNA, 801 nt
Organism: Necator americanus (New World hookworm)
Lineage: Eukaryota; Metazoa; Nematoda; Chromadorea; Rhabditida; Ancylostomatidae
Exons: 8
Coding region: 1-801 (266 amino acids)
Biological process (GO): mitochondrial electron transport, NADH to ubiquinone
Source: RefSeq, a predicted model, not a curated record